This is a messenger RNA of Seminavis robusta, 8094 nucleotides long. NCBI's taxonomy places the organism in Eukaryota, Bacillariophyta, Bacillariophyceae, Naviculales, Naviculaceae. The record is from the annotation of a GenBank genome assembly.
UUUAUAAAGCACCGGUGUAAUAACCCAACCCAUUUUUUCGUGGGUACUGGUAUGUACAGCCGUAUCGAGGGCAGUCCCACCACGCAAACGCUUGUUCCUGCUCUCGUAAACUACCAAAACAACAAAUUCAAGAGGUAAGAGCGACAUAACGUUUCCAUGAGUUGACGACUGACGACGCUGCCCUCCAAAAAAGAAACAGCCUCACAAUUCCAGAGCCACUACAAGAUCUUUAGAAUCCCUGUGCCUUUCUUGCUCUCACCUGAAGUGAAAAAGGGCUUCAUCUGACGAAACAACCACACCGUGGCGCCAGACAUUAUCAUGAAUAACAUGGUUGAUCCAGGUAGCACGACGGCAUCUAACCCGGCCGAACCACAAAUCGUACCUUUCCUUGACCUUGUGCGGCAAGUUGUACAGGAACAGGAUACUGAAGCAUUUGCCACCUGGUACGAUGGCCGAGGAAAACAAACCGACGAGUACUCGUUUGUCCGAAUGUGGGAAGAAGCAGGUGUGAUCGCCAACCAUCUCCGCAAGUGGAACGUGGAGAAAGGGGAUCGGGUCGUCCUGUGCUAUUCCUUUGGACUCCAUUUCUUUGCUACCUUCCUUGGAUGUUUGCGAGCCGGAGUGGUAGCUGUUCUAGUCUACCCGCCGAUUCCGCCCUUGACCGAAUCACUCCCAAAGAUGAACAAGGUCGUCUCGGACUGCAAUGCCAAACUCAUUCUCAUUGAUUCUACCAUUGCAUUGGGCAAGAGAAUUGACAGGUGGUCUCCAUUAUCGAGCAGUCGACAUCUGUGGCCCAACAUUGCUGAGUGGAAGGUCACUGAUAAGCUUUCCUGGCAUGGACUGACUAAGUUCGACGACUCGGUGCCGGCUCCAACCGACUUGGCGUUCCUCCAGUACACGUCCGGCUCCACUGGUGAACCAAAAGGUGUCAUGGUUACUUUUGAGGCACUGGCUGCCAACGUCAAAAUCAUACACAUCGGCUAUAAACAGUGCUUUCGAGAUGGGAUGCCUGAAAGACUGACUGGAUUCUCGUGGCUUCCCCAGUAUCACGACUUGGGUUUGAUCUACGCUACCAUCGCACCGUUUGCUGGUGGGUUUCGAAUGCACAUGAUGAGCCCCAUUGAUUUCGUGAAGAAUCCUCUUCUCUGGAUCGAGCUCAUGUCCAAACACCGGGUGCACUGGGGUGUGGCUCCAGACUUUGCCUUCAACCUGGUAGUGCGAAAGUUUAUCGAGGCACGAGAUCGAAAAGGCAAAGAACCAAUUCCUGGGCUGGAUCUGUCGACUCUUCACAACCUCCAGAACACUGCCGAGCCAGUCAAAACUAGCACAAAGAAAAACUUUGAGGAACUUUUUGCCCCCUAUGGAUUGAGAGAUGGGUGGUUUGCUUCCGGUUAUGGCUUGGCAGAAAAUACUGUUUGUGCUGCAGCUUGUUUUGAAUUUCAUCUCUCUUCGCGAGACGAGGACUUGCAUCCUUUCGUCGCGGCUGGAUCUAGGGAUGUUGGUGACCCAGGAGUUUGCUCGUUGAAAGUUGUAGACCCAGUGACUUGUCAAGAGGUUCCGGAUGUCACAACUGGUGAAGUGUGGAUCGGUGGCAUAUGCCGAGCUGCUGGGUACUUUGGAAAGCCAGAUCUAAGCAGAGAAACGUUUGGCGGCAAGCUGGUUGGAGAUACUUCAGACCGUACAUUUCUACGAACAGGAGACCUGGGCUUCUUUCAGGACGGCAAACUCUACAUAUGCGGCAGAUCAAAAGAUAUCAUCAUCGUGAAUGGAGCCAAUUACUAUCCUCAGGAUGUUGAAGCUGCUGUGCAAGAAGCAUCGCCAGCCGUUCGCCCUGGUUGUCUGGCCGCAUUCUCGUCGUCUGAAACUGCCGAUGCUGGUGCUGCCUUGGAAGUCGUUUUUGAGAUACGAAACAAUAUGCUCCACGAUUUGGCCGAUGUUGUCGAAACCGUGCGUCGCAGUAUCAUCGCUUCAACUAAACUGUCACCGCAUCGCGUCGUUGCGAUACGCGAAAGAUCAAUACCCAAAACAACCAGUGGCAAGAUCAAAAGAAGGGCAACUCGAACCGCUUUGCAUGAGGGUGCUCUUCCAGUUCUGCUAGAAUGGUCGAACACAGGGAGUACCUUUGGCGAAGAUUUCUUCAGCGCAGAGUUGCUGCCUGAUAUAGGGGAAAACGAUGUCACUGCGUUUGAUGACAUCAUGCUCAUUAGCGAACACAUGAGACAGUACAAUGUCGACGGGGACUUGUCUGAGUUGUGCCGGCGACUGGGGCAGUCUGCGCACAAGAGGACAGCUCCGCAGCACUUCGCUGCUGACAGUAUGGACAUCAGCGAACACAGUUUCUGUACUGAUGAGGUGGAUAUUGGCGAUAUUGCCUCCAUCCGACAAUCUACCGAGCCUGAGAUACCAAAGGAAGACAAAAAAGAAUCAAAUGAAAGUGGACCGGACGCUCCUGGCGAUGGACUUGUUCAAUAUUAUGCAGCGUCAUUCGGUAACACGUCAAUUCAACUUCCAGAAGCAGCUGUAGCAGCUGUGUGUGCAAUUGAAGCAAACGAGGAGAAGUUGAAUGAUGCAUUUGAUCACCUUGGUCUCAGCUGUAUCCCGGAGAUAGCACAAGAGUGGAAUGAACUUGACAAGAGCACCUCUACCAUACAGGCCAUGUGCAAGACAGCGAUGGAUGCCAUCAACAAGCAUAAUCCCGUCUUGGUCCGUUUUGCUCAUCUCCUAGCAGCCCAUCCGGAAUGGAUUCAAGGUCAAAACGGAGCCGAGCAACUGGAAGGGAUGAUACACCAAGCCUUUGUGCUCAACUGGGCUACGACAGUCCUGUGUGCCAGCCCUGACCUGAUCAGGAAGAAGAUGGCUUUCGACAGCAAAAGCGAAAUGGAAGCUCUUAAGGAUCACAAGCCAGUAGCGCUUCCCAAAGACGCCCGCUUCUUGGUUAACGGGAGUGAGGAAGACUCUCUGUUUGGGGCUGUGAGCCUCUUUCUGUGGAUGAAGCAUCGUACUGUAGGGAAAACCAUUAGUUCGAUUCUUGAAGCUGAGCAACAAGUUGGCGAGGCAAAGAGUAGAACCGAACUUUUGUCUCAGGAGCUCUUCUUCAUCAACAUAUUGGAAGCUACGUGGCUGGAUGAAAGGCAAGGCUUCUCUGACAACGCUUUCGUUGGGAAAUGGGCCGCUGCUCGGUGUCAUGUCUCCGGAAUGAGUGGUUACAAGGCAUUGAUUCGUCAACAGUCGUUUGCGGAAGUCUACUCGGCUUGGAAUAUGGCUUUUGUGAUGACCUUGGAAAACCCGCUUCUCAUCGCAAAACUCUUGAUACCGUGUGUGAGCGCAUGUGAACCUGAAGACUUCCUUUGGAAUCGCAUUGUCUCGUUGUAUCUUUCUUCAACAACGAUUCUUCCGUCUGCUCUCGCCGACCAAAGAAACCCUAUCUUGUCGUCCACUCCUAUCGAAGCUUUGGGGCAUUUGAAUCGAGCUUGGGUACGCUUCCUUGAUCCAGAGUAUGAGCACAAGACAACACCAGCACCAGGUUGGUUCAGGUUAUUUGACUCAUGGAACCGGAUCUCUCCAGCCACUAGCACAAUUGGUGCUGUUUCAAAGAGCAUUAUGCCUUCUGAAGCACAACGCCAAACAAGGAAUUUGUCCGCUUCAGAAAUGUUUGAAGUUGUCCGCAACGCGGUUGCUUCGUUGUUGGGUGUAAAUGCCGAUGAUAUCCCUGCCAGCCUCCCUCUAGAUCAGAUGGGGCUAACCAGUAUGAUGGCUGUUGAGUUGGCUGAUCAGUUGGGUGCAGCCACUGGAGAAUACAUCCCAACCACAUUGGUUUAUGAAGGUGGCUCUACCGUCGAGGACAUUGUUCGCUACCUGAACAACAUGCACGACGUUCCCAUUGACCAUCCCAUUGACGCCGCUUCUGAAUCCUCUAUGGAACCAAUCGCUGUGAUCGGAAUUGCAUGUCGGCUUCCCGGAGAAGUGCAGUCGCCAGAAGAUUUUUGGAAGCUCCUUGCUACAAACACAGAUGCCAUUCGAGAAGUCCCACCCAGUCGAUAUGAUUGGCGCGAGUACUACGAUCCAAGGUCGGGUAGAGCAGGGAAGACUGCCUCGAAGUGGGGAGGAUUCAUAGAAGACAUUGACGGAUUCGAUUCCAGGUUCUUUUCCAUGUCAACCAGGGAAGCUGAAUCUCUCGACCCCAAAGCACGGCUUCUGCUCGAAUGUUCCUUCGAAGCAUUUGAGGAUGCUGGCCUACUUCGAGAUGACUUGCUUGACAGCAAGACUGGUGUCUUUCUUGGUUCUGGUGAAAGUGAUUUCGCAAUUGAGACAUUUCAGAACCCAACAGAAUUGGACCAUUAUUCUCUGCUUGGGUGCUCAAGUGCAGCGACAGCUGGCAGAGUCAGCUACGUCUUUGGGCUUCGAGGUCCUGCAAUGACAAUUGACACGGCAUGCUCGUCAGGCCUAGUUGCAGUGAAUCAAGCUUGCAGCUCACUCUCCGCUGGAGAGUGCAAUAUGGCCUUAGUUGGGGGUGUCAACCUUGUGGGACCUCAUGUGACCGUUGCAUUGAGCCAAACUGGAGUUCUUAGCCCUACCGGGCGGUGUCAUGCCUUUUCUGCCGAUGCGGAUGGCUACGUCCGAGCAGACGGCUGUGGAGUGCUACUUCUGAAGCCACUCUCUGCUGCAAUCCGUGACAAAGAUAGAAUCCGAGGAGUGAUCCGAGGUAGUGCUUGCAAUCAAGACGGGAAAAGCAUUGGACUCAGCGCCCCCAGAGGUGAAGCACAACAGGCUGUUGUACGUGACGCGCUGCGGCGUUCCGGGAUCCCUCCAUCGCAAGUCGGUUACGUGGAGUGUCAUGGCACUGGAACAAAGCUUGGAGAUCCAAUUGAAGUAAAUGCGUUGGGAAAAGUGUUCGCUCAGGACAGAGGACAAGGAUCAAAUCUCAUCAUUGGUUCCGUGAAGAGUAACAUUGGUCACAGUGAAGCAGCUUCAGGGGUAGCUGCGUUGAUCAAGGCGUUGCUCUGUCUGGAAAAGAAGAGCAUCCCCGCUAGCUUACAUGCCAGCAAUCUCAAUCCACACAUACGGUUUGACAGAUUGCCAAUUGAAGUUGCGACCGAGAACACUGAAUGGAAGCCCAAUGGGAUGCCAAGGGUGGCCGGUGUCUCCUCUUUUGGUAUCAGUGGCACCAACGCCUUUGUCGUCGUUGAGGAAGCCCCUGAAUCCCUUCGUUCGGACUACGGUUCCUCUCCCGAUUCUGAAGAACACGUUCUUCCCAUUGUUUUGUCAUCGCACAGCCCACAGGCAACCAUUAUUCGCGCCACACAACUGCAUUCUCAUUUGAUGACGCAGCCGGAUGUAUCGAUUGUCAAUCUUGGGUUUACAUUGGCAACCAAACGUACUCUGUUUCAGGAGCAUCGAGUUGGCAUUGCCGCAUCUUCACGAGCUAAUUUGUUGGAGGAGCUCGAACUGCUUGCGAAAGGAAACCUCGAGAGUUGUGUUGAAGCCUCAGAUGUCAGCCCCAACAGAAAGCUAUGUGUGCUCCUCUCUGGCCAGGGAACACAUCACCAUGGGAUGGGGAAAGAUCUGUAUCAAACCUAUGAAUCCUUUCGCCAGGCUGCAGACGAAUGCGCAAAGCACUUCGACGAGGAGCUUGAACUCCCUCUGUUGACCGUAAUGUUUGCAGAGCCAGGAACAGGCGAAGCGGCACUGCUGGAUCGGAGCGACUUCGCCUUGACCGCGCUGUUCACAUUCCAAUACGCCACGUUCCAGCUGUGGUCAUCUUGGGGAGUCCAACCAGAUAUGCUUAUUGGCCACAGCGUUGGCGAAAUGGUUGCUGCGACUAUCGCUGGAAUGUUUGACUUGGGUGAUGCAUGUCGACUCGUUGCUACUCUAAUACGAUUGACAAAGGAACUGUCGCACAAUGGCUCUAUGCUCGCAGUCGAGGCAUCCGAGUCAAAGCUUCUUGACUUGAUCAAAAAAUUGGACGGGGCCGUUGACAUUGCUGCUGUCAACUCACAGCACCAAGUCGUCCUGUCAGGACCGAACGAAACAAUCGAAAAACUGCAAGAAGCGUGUCGAUCGAUUGGCUUGAAAGCAGAGAAACUCAAUGUAGACUGUGGAUUCCAUUCGAGAUGCAUGCACCCAAUCCUGGGUGCCUUCAGCGAGGAGACGUCCAAGGUUCAGCAGAGGAUGCCAGUGAUUCCUGUCAUCGGUUGCUCAGAAUGCGGGCUUGUUGAUUCAGACGCCAUGGCGGACGGUGACUUCUGGUCCCAACAGAUUCGGGGAACCGUGCGAUUCGCAGAUGCGGUGAGUGUUGCACAAGAUCGGGGCGCCGACAUCUUUUUGGAGCUGGGCCCGUCAUCGCAACUCAUUGACCACAUGGCGUCUAAAACGUCGGAAGAGAAACUGCCAAGUCUUGUGUCGACGUUGAAGAAGGAGGGAAGCAGUGAGCAGCAAGCAUUCACGAGAGCUGCCUGCGACUUGUUUUGCUCGGGCAUGGCGCCAUUGUGGGAUAGUGCUUUUCCAGCAAGUGCCAGAGUGGUAGAUCUGCCAACCUAUCCAUUUGACCGGCAAAGAGUUUAUCGGAAGCCUUUUGGGCCCGGCGAACUCGCAUCUACUUCGUCAGGCAAAAUGAACAACCCUCGAAACGGUCCAAGUUCAGCUGCGUUGACAUACUCUUUGACCGACUGUCAGCGGUUUCUGGCAGGGUUGCUUGGAGGAUUGCCAGAACAUUAUGACAAAAGCCUCUCCCUACAUGCCGCCGGAUUUGAUUCGUUGUCACUAAUGUCACUGAUUCGGCACAUCAAUGAUGUGACAGGAUCUUCUUCUUUCAGCCCGUCUUGCCUGAGAAAGGAUAUGGUUGUCGAAGACAUUGUCAAGCUUAUCCAAAACGAAUGUGCUGCCAAUCUUCACAGACGAGAAGGCACAACCACAGCCAGCGAACUCGCGAGCACACAUUCAUUGGGGAGAUCGGGAAGCCACGUACAAGGGAUCGACCGUGAGGAAGCAGGCAAGCUCGUCCUGCCUCAUUUCGACGAAGAUGACGCUGUCACGCACCAUGGAAUCGAAAGUCCACCAAUAACAUGGCAACGCGAGAGGAUGCUGGCUGGGGUUGCAUUCGUAGCGACUGUUGGUUGGUGGAUACUCUCACUCUACACCUUUGGUUCUCAAGAAGAUCCCGAACAAGUCCUACUCUACACAGUUGUGGUCCUUUUCCUUUGUCUCCUCAGCCGGAAUUUUGUGUACUCCAAGGUCUCGCAAGGGGCAAGCUGGAUACCUGAUCCAAUCACCUUCACACACAGUCUUCAGCAGGUCCCGGUUGUGCUUGCUUUCAUCGCCCUCUUUGCGGCUGGCACGGACACAUUCCUGAAAUUCUGGGGAUCCAUCCUGUUUGGCUUUUACCUGUUUACGUUCUCCAACAUCCUGAUCUCGUGGGAUGACUGCUCGGUGGACUUUCGAAGAUUCUACGUUGUUCACCACUCCUUGGCAUUCAUCCUCACUGGCGCAUUCCGAAUUCCAGAUGACGAGUGGACCGAUGAACUAGCCUUGGGAGUUGUGGUGUUUCUGACCUCUGACAUUUGGAACGAUUUGUUCAUUCUCUUUAGGUGCAUCUAUGGUCAUGAUGCUUUGUCCCGAUGGCAGACGGCGUACCUGCAGCUGGCUGCAUUUGCCGCAGAACGUCUGCAGCGCCUAGCCACCUUCUGUAUUGCUUUCUUUGUCGACGAAAAGAACGCACUGGGAUAUCUUCUCUUUUCAGCAGGCAUUGCCAUGGAGAUGUGGGAUAUCUAUUUCCAGGCCAAGCGGGUGUUACGCCAGUUUCGUGUUGCCCAGAGGUUCACAGGUCAGGCCACCUUGGGCUCCAGCCGCGACCUCGAAAUGGGAAUGCCAUCAUCGACGAUGGCACCUCAAGAAGAUGUACCGUAAUCUCCAACGCUUCCAAUUCGCACAUAGCUACUCUUGGCCCGAACAUAAUGUCGCUGUCCUCCACUUCCCCUCCCAUCCAUAGUGGUGGCAAUCUUCUGCAUGCCAAAUUCAUACGGUAGCCAGACACCAUGACAUGUACCGUAUAAGUCGUUCAUAAAGUAAAUACAACAAAAGUCAUCUUUGCUCGGGCCA